AUUCAGUUCCAAACGAAGUGGUUUCCCAAACUGUGUGGUGCUAAAAUUUUCACACGCGUUAGCCAAACAGAUCAUGAGCAAAAAAUGUGCCAUCCGGAGAAAGUUUUAUGUUUGUUGUUGAUUGUCACAACAGUGUUUAGUGCUUUCGAUCAGAUUGACGCAGUAGUACUCAGUUGUGUUCAGUGCACGGAUUGUCCUGAAGAAGCAAGUGCCAUCGAAACUACCGUCCCAUGCGGCUUCGUCAAUGUGAACAUCAAUUGUGCAAUUUUUAAAAAUGAAAUCGGCUCUGUAGAUCGUGGAUGUCAAAACAGUGCGAAUCCUGAUACCAUUAUACGGUCCUGUAAUUCCCCCAGAUGCAAUAUAGAUCGUGCACCAAUUUGUGAAAAAUGUUCCGAUUUGACACAAUGCACACCAAUAGCGUGUGACCAUCUAGGUGACGAAUGUUAUACGAGUACAUCAGAUGAGCGCCGAGGCUGCACUUCGGAUUCCGUUUACGAUUCAACAUCUGCAGAUUUUGAAACAUGUUCGACGAAUAGGUGUAAUCGAGUUGUUCAGUGUGUCAAAUGCGAUUCAAAUGAAGCAACCCACUCGAACUGCUUGGAUGAGCCCGAAACAUUCAUUGCACCGUGCGAGAAGCAUGGAACAAUUAAGGAAGACAAUUGCUAUCGACACGUCGACGGAGAACAGUUUCAGCUAGGUUGCAUCUCUGACACCAAUUUCCCACCAACAUGUGGCGAUCAAGGUUAUCCCUGCCGAAAAUGCGAAGAUGACAAUUGCAAUGCAAAAGAUUUCCAGACAUGCUACGUAUGUUCUGAUAAUACUAACUGCGCAGAUGUUCAAACAAAUCAAAAUACACUGAUUUGUGCUGAAUACAACUCUGAAUGUUUUAUGGCAUAUACGUACUCAACCAAAAUGAUAGAACGUGGCUGUUUAGAAGAUUUACCAGACACAUUUUAUGAGGACAUAACCGUUACAUGUGCAACCCCAAACUGUAAUCAAGAAGAAUUUCCAGAUAAAUCAACACAUCUUAAAUGUUACCAGGAUACGUUAGGUGAAGUCGAGUACUGCAAAUCACCGGACGCGACCAAAUGCUUCACAUUGGAAGACGAAAGCGGAAAUUCACUACGAGGCUGUAAUACUGACGACGGUUUUGCAGAACUUUGUAGGGAAGGUGACAAUUGUGUAGUUUGCGAUACAAGCGAGUGUAACUCUCCUACGGAAUGCGUGAUUUGCAGCGGGUCAGAAUCAUGUCGGGAUGAACCACUGAAACGAGCUUGUGCAGAAUCAAAGUUGUCCAACGAAUGUUACACGUACCUUGAUAAAGCUAACUUAGAGAAAGGUUGUCUCGGUGAACUGAUGAACGGCGAUACCACAUCGAACGUAUAUGAGGCUUGCAGUUCCGAUAAUUCACUAUGUAAUAAAUGUUUCGGACCUCACUGCAAUGAAGUUCAUUGUUUAAAAUGCGAUUCCGCUGAAGACGACACAUGUGUGGAAGGAGAUCCAGAUUCUAUCGCCUUUGAAGCAUGCUUGCCCGACGACAGGUGUCUGAUGUUCAAAGACGAACAAGGAUACACAAAACGAGGCUGCUCUAGUAAUUUUGACGGAUCGGAUGAAGAAGGCACAGAUCCGGGCUACAAUUUUGGGUUGGUUCCUAGCGAUGCGAUCAAAUGCUACCAGUGCACGGAAGACUGCGUUGAUACCGAUGAAAGUCAGCUAAAAUAUUGCAGCUCCAAUAGCGUGUUGGGAUGUUACUACAUAUUCGACGGAGUGUCCAUUACGAGUCGGGGUUGUUUAUCGGAAGAAGGAUUAGAUUGCGAUGGCGAUCAGUAUUGCAAUAGUUGCACAGGAACAGAUGGCUGCAAUUCGAAUACAAUAAUUGAGUGCUAUCACUGCAGUUUCGAUGAAGCAACACAAGACUGUAUCACGAGCGGAAGCACUGAAACCUGUUCUACGACUGGCGACUGCGUAGUUUACAUCGAUAAUGAAGGAAAGUUUGUACGGGGAUGCGAGAGUGAUUUACCUACAGAGGCAACGUGCGCAAAGACAUGCAGCGACAAUAUGUGCAACAAGAACGAUGUUUGCGAUGCUUCGAUUGACUGCUACGGAAUAUGUAGCGCAGUUAUGCCUGAAGAAAAAUGUGUACGCUAUCAAAAUGUGAAUCAAGUGCACACGGGGUGCAAUGAAUUUAGGGAAGAGAUUUGCGAUCUAGAUGAUGAACAUUGCUACGUGUGUGAUCAAAAUCUAUGCAAUCGAGCAGCUGUUGCGGAGUGUUACGACUGCACGAACUGCCCUAUUAUCGAGCCCCAACAUCGAACUAUACUUUGCGAAAAUAUCAACGAUAACUGCUACACGGCCACAGAGAACCCGAGUGGACAGGUGAUUCGUGGAUGCUUUAGCGAUAAAAAGGAUGAGUUAACUGGCUUGGAAACAUGCGUGGGAGCUGCUUGCAAUAAAGCUCCAUUGGUGGAAGGCAACUCAUGUUAUCAGUGUACGGAUUGCAGUACUACUGAUGGACGAACUCCCACUAGUUGUGGCAAUCCACGUUUUGAAGGAUGCUACACUGCGCAAGAUCUAACGGAGCGUACAAUAUCUCGUGGUUGCAAGACGGAUGCUGAUUAUUCAGAAAAAUGUCAAAAAUUCAACUGUUUGGAAUGUGUCGGAGAAGACUGCAAUACAGACCAGGUUAGACCGCAGCCAUUAUGGUGUUCAUCGUGUUUUGAGGCUGAUUGUUUCGACUACACAGCUCCGAAGCCCUGCAAAGAAGGAAUGCUUGUUGAUUACUGCAUAGAAUAUGUUGUGUUUAAUAUUCCCAUUUAUAAAGGGUGUCUAAGCGACGGCAUUCCGCCUGAGAUUGAAUCUGAUUGUAAUGGCGACGAAAGAUUUUGUAAACUAUGCGAUAAAAACUACUGUAAUACUCCUAAUCUAUCCUGUUAUGAGUGUACAAGUCUACAGGGCUUCGAUUGCAUAACAAAACCAGAUAUCUUGGGAAAUACAAAAGAAUGUGGUGGUCUUGCACAUUGCUAUACUAGCGUAGAUAAGGAAACUGGUGUUCUAAGUCGGGGCUGUUCCACCGAAGGCACUGCUGAGUGCAUCGAAGGUCCUCUGUGUAAAAAUUGUCAAGAUCACAACUGCAAUGUCGAUGUGGUACCUAACGAUCGUUUGUAUUGCUACCAGUGUGAAGGGCUCAAUUGUCUAAAUCCCACCAACUCGGAACCUUGUCAAAUCUACGAAGCUGAUCAAAAAUGCUUCACUUACGCAGAAGACGCAAUUACUGUCUAUCGAGGAUGCUCCAAUGACAAUUUUGCGCGCCAAUGUGAUGAAAAACCAUGCGUUUUCUGUCCUGGUAGAGGUUGUAAUGAUGAGCCAACAAUUGUGCCGAAUACACUUUCCUGUAUUCAAUGCAUCCGUAAUAGUGAUUGUGAUGGAAAAGCUUUCGGGGAAAAGUGUACCAAAGACCUACUCUUGGGACGAUCCGACAGUUGUUACACGCAAUAUCAUUCAACAGCUGUUCCAAUCGAAAAAGGAUGCUUAUCUGAUCUGACUGAAUCACACCCUUGCAUGCAAGGCAGCCUCAACUGCAAUAUUUGCUCAGGGGACGAUUGCAAUCGAGGGAAAGCAAUUUGUUAUGAGUGUGACUCGGAGCAGGACAACGACUGUUCGCAGAUAUCGAACGAGACAUUCACAUCCGAAUGCACCGGCGAGUGUGUGACCCUGGUAGAUGACUACACUAAACGGGGCUGCAUAGAAGAUUUCCCAGAAUUGGAAGUAGUCAAUUGUGAAAAUUCAGAAUAUUGUGAGAUCUGUCAAGGGAAGCAAUGCAACAGCGGAAUACUGCCCGACACUCGUACACAGUGCUACGUCUGUGAAGGCUCAGAGUGCGUCGAACCUUCAGCCGAAUUGUUGAAAGCUUGCACCAGAUACAGGGAGGACGACCAUUGUUACACAAACGUUGUAAACGCAUCUUGGGUUCAGCGAGACUGUUGGUCCAGUCUAGAAAACGAAAAUUGUGGCGAUUACUGUCAGUCAUGCGUUGUACCUGGAUGCAACAACCAAGGAGUUAUGCAACCGAACACUCUCACCUGCAUCAAAUGUGAAGAUGGGGAAUGUGUUGGAAAAGUCGAUGGUAGUAAAUGUACUUCACCGAUUAUGUUAGGAAGACAGGAUUGGUGUUACACAUUUGAAAGUAAAGGAAAGCUUUCGAAAGGAUGCCUAAGCGAUUUGGAGGAAAAUGAGUCUAUAAAGGAUGCGUGUACAAACGAUGUAGAUGAAUUAUGUGUGGUAUGCAGCAAUGACAACUGCAAUGGAGAUUUUCCGUACUGUAUCACUUGUGAUUCUGAGAAUGAUGCUAGCUGUGGCGGAUACUUGGCAAAAGUACCUGAUAGUAUGAGGACGCUCUGUGAAGAACGGAAUUGCAUAACCUACGUUGACGAAAAUGGCUAUACGCGGAAAGGGUGUGCCGACGAGACAAACUUUUGUGAAGACAAAGAACAUUGCGUUGAAUGUGCUGAGCCUAUGUGUAACAAUGCAGCUUUUCCGGAAGGCCGUAUUCUAUGCCACCAGUGUGAAAACUGUGGAUUGGAUAGGCCAAUCGGUGCGCCACUUACGUGUCGUCAGUAUGAUGCAUCGGACUCCUGUUAUGUGGACGUUACUGACUUACCGAUUAAUCGAGGAUGCGUAUCGGAUGCACAAGUAACAUGUGACCCAGAUAGCUGUUUGACUUGCACCACCAAUGGAUGUAAUGAUCAGCCAUAUGAAUACGAGAGUUCGCUUUCCUGUAUCCAAUGCAUGGGAGCACGAGAUUGUGAGAGUGCGAGUGUGCCAAGUGCCUGCGACGGAUUGACUAUUCUAGGGCAGGCAGAUGAGUGCUUCAGUCUUGAAGUGAACGGUGAAGUCAUUCAAAAGGGCUGCCGAAGGACCUUUGAUGUAGAUUGUGAGGAACCGGAUUGCAACACUUGCAGUUGUAAUGGAUGUAAUUUCGCAAAUAAGAAAGACAUUACUUGUGCCAAGUGCUCUGGAAAUGAUUGUGGAAACGCAAUUCCUGGAGGUAGCACAUGCUUAGGCACAGGUUGUAUUUCAUAUGUAUCAAGAGAUGGAAUCGUGUCUCGUGGUUGUCUGGAAGACUUUCAAAAUGAAUGUUCUAGCUUUGGGAGUAAGCAUAAGACAUGCUUUGCUGAUAACUGCAAUAUAAAUAUCUUCCCUGAAGAUAGAAUUUUGUGUCACCGCUGUGAAAAUUGUUUGGAGAAUAUUGGAAGCCCUGAAAUAUGUCCCACCUAUGUGGAGAAUGAUAACUGUUACACUGCACAAUCUGUCGAUGGCCAAUCGGUUUCCCGUGGAUGCCAAUCCGAAUUGCUAACUAAUUGUGUUGAACCACUUUGCAGCCUCUGUGAUGAAUCUGGAUGCAAUAGUAGAAAUCCUCUCGAUCCUGGAACAACUGAAACUCCGGAAAUAACGCCCACAAGCACCGUUACGAAUGAGAUAACAACUACUCUUUCAAAUGAAGUAUCCACAACUCCCGCACCGACUUUUUUGUCGUGUCUACGCUGCCAAGAAUCCAGUGACGACGCUUCAUGCGCAUGGGGCUUCCAAACGAGUGCAGCCGAGCAGUGUUCUUCGGAACAUGCAACUGGUUGUUUCACUUGCCAAAAGGAUAGCCUCACCAUCCGUGGAUGCUCUUCAGAAGACGCUCAGAGUUCGUGCACAUUAGAACCUGAAACGUGCAGAGAAGAUGGCUGCAACAAUAAAAACCACCGGACUCAACGUUGUGCCGAUGGUACAGGCUCUUCCUACACUGUAAAGGAUUGCGAGGGAAUUGUGGAGUAUGACAAACGUGGAUGCUAUAUCUUGAGAAGCGGCUUAGGCGUUGUAGUCAAUCGAGGAUGCUAUGCAAAGCUUACCGAAGAACAGAUACAAACUUGCAGCACCGACAGAAAUAUUUGUUAUAUAUGUACGGAGGAUGGCUGCAAUUCAGGUUUCAUGGUACGCGUGCUGAACAGUUUGAUUGUGAUAGUUGUCGUAUUGGGACUUGCAAGAAAUAUAACAUUGUAGUUAACAAAUAAUUGAAAUUUAUAGAUACAAGCAUUUAUGUUUUAUGCAAUUUACAGCACUUAUGUUUAUGUUAAAGAUUAAUUAUGUUUUUUUUAAAUUAAAUUAAAGUGACAGACACAAA
This is a messenger RNA of Aedes aegypti (yellow fever mosquito), 6166 nucleotides long. Its product is annotated as extracellular matrix protein A. Bases 85 to 6045 code for a protein of 1986 amino acids. NCBI's taxonomy places the organism in Eukaryota, Metazoa, Arthropoda, Insecta, Diptera, Culicidae. The record is from RefSeq and is a predicted model, not a curated record. The transcript is spliced from 12 exons.